AUGCCGACGAAGAUGGCGGCGAACUGCUGGAAGGCCAUGUUCGAGGUUCCGAUCUGCAUGUUCGACAUAGUGAAGGCGUACGAAGGCGGGUCCGUGCUCGACAUCGGGAAGCCUUGCUGCAGAGCUUACGUGGAUCUCACCGACGACUGCCGGCUCGAGGUUUUCCAGCAUGCCAAGCACUUCAAGGCCAUGGAAGGAUUCUGUCAAGCCGUCAUCGGCGCCGCCCCUAUCGGCGGCGGCGGCGUCAAGGCUCCGCCUCCUCAUCAUCAUUCCGCUUGA
Linum tenue is the source of this 279-nucleotide messenger RNA. Lineage: Eukaryota; Viridiplantae; Streptophyta; Magnoliopsida; Malpighiales; Linaceae. The record is from the annotation of a GenBank genome assembly.